AGUGCUAAAAGCGAUGGAGUCUGGGUGAUGUUUCCGUUUGUAUUCGUUGUGCUUCUCUGUGUUUUCUCAUCGCUCUCCAGCAGUAAGUGGCACGUGGUAAUUUAGAAAAUCCACUGUGAUGGAUGAUGGUACCUGCGUCCCUGAGCACCCUGGGGCCGGCAGGGCAGCCUCGCUCUAAGUGCCCGUCCCUCCCUCCCUGCCGCUGAGAGACCAGCCAUCGCAGGAAUCCGACAGCUCGGCUCGUCUGGGCCACGGACUCCGCACACCCUCGGCUUCGUGCUGGGCUCCAGAGCCGGCGCUCCGUCCGACGGGGCUCCCUGGUCUGAGGCCAGGGGCGGAAGGGCUGCCUGCACGUCUGGGUUGCUAAGUGCACUGUUUAAUUUAGAAGGGCCUUUUAUCCUGGUCUCUAGAUCAGAGCCCCGGGGAAAAAGGGGUGGAGUUCAAGAAGCCUGGAGGAAGGGCCUUUGAAGGGUGGAGCUAAGGGGGAAGAAGGGAGAACCCUUUAAAUAAGGGGCCGGCACUGGCUGCCCAGGAGUAGGUGCUCCACGUCGCACGUGUCUGCCGGUGAGAAGGCGCCGCAGCCGCAGCCGCAGCCGCAGCCCCAGGGAGGUGAUGGAGCCCGAGGAGUACCGGGAGAGAGGAAAAGAGAUGGUGGAUUACAUCUGCCAGUAUCUGAGCACCGUGCGGGAGCGGCGUGUGACACCGGAUGUCCGGCCUGGUUACCUGCGAGCCCAGCUGCCUGAGAGCGCUCCCGAGGAACCUGACAGCUGGGACAGCAUCUUUGGGGACAUCGAGCGAAUUAUCAUGCCUGGGGUGGUACACUGGCAAAGCCCCCACAUGCACGCCUACUACCCAGCCCUCACCUCUUGGCCGUCGCUGCUGGGAGACAUGCUGGCCGAUGCCAUCAACUGCUUGGGAUUCACCUGGGCCUCCAGCCCUGUGUGCACGGAGCUGGAGAUGCAUGUCAUGGACUGGCUGGCGAAAAUGCUGGGACUCCCAGAGCACUUCCUGCACCACCACCCCGGCAGUCAGGGAGGAGGCGUCUUGCAGAGCACAGUCAGUGAGUCCACCUUGAUUGCCUUGCUGGCAGCAAGAAAGGACAAAAUCCUGGAAAUGAAAGCGUCCGAACCCGGGGCUGAUGAGUCCUCCCUGAACGCCCGGCUCAUUGCCUAUGCCUCUGACCAGGCUCACUCUUCAGUGGAAAAAGCUGGUUUGAUUUCUCUGGUGAAGAUGAAGUUUCUGCCUGUGGAUGACAACUUCUCACUCCGAGGGGAGGCUCUUCAGAAAGCCAUCAAGGAGGACAAGGAACGGGGCUUGGUGCCUGUUUUUGUGUGUGCAACACUGGGGACCACGGGGGUCUGUGCAUUUGACUGCCUGUCAGAGCUGGGCCCCAUCUGUGCCAAUGAAGGGCUGUGGCUUCACAUCGAUGCUGCCUACGCAGGCACUGCCUUCCUGUGCCCUGAGUUCCGGGGGUUUCUGAAGGGCAUCGAGUACGCCGAUUCCUUCACCUUUAAUCCUUCCAAGUGGAUGAUGGUGCACUUUGACUGUACUGGCUUCUGGGUCAAGGACAAGUACAAGCUGCAGCAGACCUUCAGUGUGAACCCCAUCUACCUCAGGCAUGCCAACUCAGGCAAGGCCACUGACUUCAUGCACUGGCAGAUCCCCCUGAGCCGGCGGUUUCGCUCUAUCAAACUCUGGUUCGUGAUUCGGUCCUUUGGCGUGAAGAAUCUUCAAGCACAUGUCAGACAUGGCACUGAAAUGGCAAAAUAUUUUGAGUCUCUGGUCAGAAACGACCCUUUCUUUGAAAUCCCUGCCAAGAGGCACCUUGGCCUGGUGGUUUUUCGUCUAAAGGGUCCUAAUUGUCUCACAGAAAGUGUAUUAAAAGAAUUAGCUAAAGCCGGCCAUCUCUUCCUCAUACCGGCCACUAUCCAGGACAAAUUGAUCAUCCGUUUCACUGUGACAUCCCAGUUCACCACCAGAGAGGAUAUCCUGAGAGACUGGAAUCUCAUUCGAGAUGCUGCCACUCUCAUCCUGAGUCAGCACUGUACUUCCCAACCUAGCCCUCAGAUUGGGAACCUCAUCCCUCCAACCACCGGCCCCAGAGCCUUGGCCAAUGGCAUGUCCCUUCAGUCUGCCAAUGGGGCAGGCUAUGACCCAGCCCAGACCAGGAAGAUCAUCAAGCAGCCUCAGCCUGUGGGAGCCAGUCCUAUGAAAAGGGAAGACAGCUGCCAUCUUGAAAACCUCCUGGACCCACUUGAUGAUGACUGCUUUUCAGAAGAGGCCCCAGAUGUCACCAAGCACAAGCUGUCCUCCUUUCUGUUCAAUUAUUUGUCCGUGCAAAAUAAGAAGAAGGCAGUGCGUUCCUUCAGUUGCAACAGCAUGCCUGUGAGUGCUCAGAAGCCACUGCCCACGGAUGGCUCUGUGAAGAAUGGUGGCUCCUCCAGGGCCAGAAUCUUUUCUAGGUUCCCAGAAGAGAUGAUGCUGCUAAAGAAAAGUGCCUUCAAAAAACUCAUCAAGUUUUACAGCGUCCCGAGCUUUCCUGAAUGUAGCUCUCAGUGUGGGCUCCAGUUGCCCUGUUGCCCUCUGCAGGCAGUGGUUUAG
Messenger RNA from Ailuropoda melanoleuca (giant panda), 2601 nucleotides. It is a transcript of the gene HDC, whose product is annotated as histidine decarboxylase. The record is from RefSeq and is a predicted model, not a curated record. Gene Ontology annotation, cellular component: cytoplasm. Gene Ontology annotation, molecular function: histidine decarboxylase activity; pyridoxal phosphate binding. Gene Ontology annotation, biological process: L-histidine catabolic process; histamine biosynthetic process. NCBI's taxonomy places the organism in Eukaryota, Metazoa, Chordata, Mammalia, Carnivora, Ursidae. The coding region runs from base 613 to 2601 and encodes 662 amino acids. The transcript has 12 exons.